This is a messenger RNA of Triplophysa dalaica, 9415 nucleotides long. It is a transcript of the gene fasn, whose product is annotated as fatty acid synthase. Gene Ontology annotation, cellular component: cytoplasm. Gene Ontology annotation, molecular function: oxidoreductase activity; fatty acid synthase activity; phosphopantetheine binding. The coding region runs from base 425 to 7960 and encodes 2511 amino acids. NCBI's taxonomy places the organism in Eukaryota, Metazoa, Chordata, Actinopteri, Cypriniformes, Nemacheilidae. The transcript has 42 exons. The record is from RefSeq and is a predicted model, not a curated record. Gene Ontology annotation, biological process: fatty acid biosynthetic process.
CUUGAACUUGCACGACCAGACCGGUAAAACAGACUUUUCUGCCGCCGUUUCUGUGCAUGUGAUGAUCAUCCGGUGAUGAACUUUAAUAACCCGGGAUUUUUUCCUUUACGGAACUGCAGCGGCAGUGGAGGAUCAGCCCAUCAACGACUGCGUCUACAGCCCAGCCUCUCUUCUCAUUGGACUGCACUUCACAGCCAAACUGUCAGCCCAUGUGGCGUGGCCACCGAGGAUGUUACACAUUUAAAUGAACAGACAGUGAGACUCAGGAGGGCGAGAGUAAUGUUUUAGGGCUUGGCCGAGGGGCACAUCGCUGUAACUCUCCAUCUGAACCGGGAAUCAACAAAGAGGAAUAAAGAGGUCAACCUUUAUCCUCAAGGAUCUGCGUCGAACUGUGCCCACAUCCAGAAUCAAACUCUAGCCAGACAUGGAGGAUAUUGUUAUAGCUGGAAUUUCAGGCCGUCUUCCUGAAUCGAACAAUUUGGAAGAAUUUUGGCAGAACCUGUUUAAUGGAGUGGACAUGGUCACAGAAGAUGACAGACGGUGGAAACCAGGUCUGUACGGUCUCCCUCGACGAAAUGGGAAACUCAAAGAAAUCGACAGAUUUGAUGCAGCCUUUUUUGGGGUGCAUCCCAAACAGGCCCACACCAUGGACCCACAGCUAAGGCUUAUGCUAGAGAUAUCGUACGAGGCCAUCGUCGAUGGAGGCAUAAACCCGGUGUCUAUGCGUGGCAGCAAAACUGGCGUCUACAUCGGCGUAAGUGGAUCCGAGGCGGGAGAAGCCUUCAGUAAAGACCCAGAAGAACUGCUGGGCUACAGCAUGACAGGCUGCCAGCGUGCCAUGUUUGCCAACCGCUUGUCUUACUACUUUGAUUUCAAUGGUCCCAGCGCAGCCAUUGACACUGCAUGUUCCUCUAGUCUGCUGGCUCUUGAAAACGCCUUCAAUGCUAUUCGCCAUGGCCAGUGUGAUGCGGCGCUUGUGAGCGGAGUCAACCUGCUUUUCAAGCCUAACACCUCAGUUCAGUUCAUGAAGCUAGGCAUGCUUAGUCCCGAGGGAACGUGCAAGUCAUUUGAUGCCUCAGGAAAUGGGUAUUGUCGCUCAGAAGCUGCUGUCGCUGUACUUUUGACCAAGAAGUCAAUGGCAAAGAGAAUCUAUGCCACUGUGUUGAACGCAGGCAAUAACACGGACGGCUACAAAGAGCAAGGCGUGACCUUCCCAUCAGGCGAUAUGCAGCAGCGUCUGGUCCGUUCUCUCUACCAGGAAGCCAACAUCUCACCCGAGCAGGUGGAAUACAUCGAGGCUCAUGGCACUGGCACAAAGGUCGGGGAUCCUCAGGAAGUGAAUGGCAUUGUUAGUGUAUUCUGUCAGUCACCGAGGGACCCCCUGCUGAUUGGCUCAACCAAAUCCAACAUGGGACACCCAGAGCCUGCCUCUGGAUUGGCAGCACUUGCCAAGGUGGUUUUGUCACUCGAACAUGGCGUCUGGGCUCCCAACAUCCAUUUUCAUGAUCCAAACACUGACAUUCCUGCUCUGACGGAUGGCAGGCUACGCGUGGUGACGGAGCCCAUACCUGUCCGUGGCGGCAUCGUGGGCAUCAACUCGUUCGGCUUCGGGGGCUCAAACGUCCACGUGAUCCUGAGUCCACAUGGUUCAAAAGCUCUAGAUCAGACCACGCCACCUGUAGUCCCCAGACUUGUGCAAGCAUCUGGUCGCACCGAGGAGGCUGUCAAUACUUUGCUUAACAAAGCCCAGGAGCAGAAGGAGAACCCAAGCUUUCUGUCUCUGUUGAAUGAGGUGUCCGGGGUUCCCACGGCUGGCAUGCCUUACAGAGGUUAUGCGGUGAUUGGAGCCCAGGGAGAAGUUAGAGAGGUGCAGCAGACUCAAGGCACACCCAGGCCCCUCUGGUACAUUUGCUCAGGUAUGGGUACACAGUGGGCAGGUAUGGGUCAGAGUCUGAUGCAGCUGCCGGAGUUCCGGGAGUCCAUCCAGCGUUCGGACGUGGCUCUGAAAGACACCGGGCUUUGUGUGUCACAGUUACUCAUGAACGCUGACGAGAGCACGUUUGAAGACACUGUCCAUGCUUUUGUUGGCCUCGCAGCCAUUCAGGUUGCCCAAAUUGACAUGCUGCGGAAGAUGGGUCUACCGCCAGACGGGAUUGUGGGACACUCUGUGGGAGAGUUAGCAUGUGGCUACGCAGACGGUUCCCUGAGCCACAGCGAGGCCGUUUUAGCUGCUUACUGGAGAGGACGCUGCAUUAAAGAGGCCAACCUGCCCGCAGGGGGCAUGGCUGCAGUGGGUCUAACAUGGGAAGAGUGCAAAGCUCAGUGCCCACAGGGUGUCGUUCCUGCCUGUCACAAUGCUGAAGACACGGUUACCAUCUCAGGCCCUCAGGAGGCUGUCAGCAAGUUUGUUGCCCAGCUGAAGAACACCGGUGUGUUUGCCAAAGAAGUGCGCAGCGCUGGUGUAGCUUUCCAUUCGUAUUAUAUGGCUUCCAUUGCUCCUGCCCUUCUGUCUGCAUUGCAGAAAGUGAUUAAGAGCCCGAAGCCUCGUUCACCACGCUGGAUCAGCACGUCCAUCCCACAGGCGGACUGGGAGAGCCCUCUAGCGCUUUACUCUUCAGCUGAGUACCACGUCAAUAACCUGGUCAGUCCUGUUCUCUUCCAGGAGGGACUCAACCAUGUGCCGGACAAUGCAGUGGUGAUCGAAAUCGCCCCGCACGCCUUGCUCCAGGCCAUCCUUAAGCGAAGCCUCAAGCCCACCUGUGCCAUUCUUCCCCUCAUGAAAAGAGGUCACGCCAACAAUCUGGAGUUCUUCCUGUCUCACGUGGGAAAGAUGUUCAUGAACGGGAUAAACGUGGACUGUAAUAAUUUGUAUCCGUCUGUGGAGUAUCCUGUUCCUACGGGAACCCCACUCAUCUCUCCUCACAUUCAGUGGGAUCAUUCCCAGAUCUGGGAUGUGCCCAAGGUGGAGGACUUCCCUGCUGGUUCAGGGGGAUCCACCUCAGCCACCAUCUACAAUAUUGAUAUGAACCCAGAGUCCCCAGAUUACUACAUGAUCGGUCAUUGCAUUGAUGGGCGAGUGCUGUACCCGGCCACAGGGUACCUGGUUCUCGCCUGGAGGACUUUGAUGAGAUCUCUGGGCACGGUUAUGGAACAAACCCCUGUUACGUUCGAAGAUGUCACCAUCCAUAGAGCCACCAUUCUACCCAAGACAGGGUCUGUCCAGCUGGAGGUGCGGCUUAUGCCAGCUACUAACCGUUUUGAGGUGUCUGAGAAUGGAAACCUGUCUGUCAGUGGUAAGGUCAGUGUCUUGGAGGACGCUGCACUCGAGGCCUUCCAUGCUGAACUGGCCAAGCCAAUAGCUGCAGACCAGGAAGACCCUAAACUGCUUUUGAAAGCCGGAGACAUCUAUAAAGAGUUGCGUCUACGUGGAUAUGACUAUGGCAAGACCUUCCAGGGCAUCCUAGAAUCAAACAAUGCCGGUGACUGUGGAAAGCUUCAUUGGACGAGUAACUGGGUAACGUUUUUGGACACCAUGCUGCAGAUGAUAGUGGUGGGGCUCCCCGGUCGUAGUCUGAGACUGCCCACACGUAUCCGCUCUGUGUGUGUGGACCCCAGGCUUCACGAGGAGAAAGUGAAAGACUACUCCGAUGACCAGAAAGCCGUUGACGUCUGUGUUAACCGUUGCAUGGACAACAUCACAGCCGGAGGAGUUCAGAUCUGCGGGCUUCACGCUACGGUGGCACCGCGUCGCCAACAGCAGCAGACUCCGCCCACCUUGGAGGAGUUUGUCUUUGUUCCUUAUGUGGAGUCAGAUUGCCUGAGAACCAAUGAGAAGCUCGGAGAGCAGCUCAGGCAUUGCAAAGGUCUAGUACAGCGUCUGCAGAGGAAACUGGCCAAUCAGGGAGUAAAGAUCUGCAUCCCUGGAUUAGACGGUGCGGCCGAGAGCCAGCUGAUUGAAGCGGAGUCGGAGAAAGGACUGUUGAGGCUUCUGUCGGUGCUGUGCGGGCUGGAGCUGAACGGCAACCUGCGCUCCGAACUGGAACAGACGGUACAGAAGGAGAGAGACUGUCUGCUGCAGGACCCUUUGCUGAACGGCCUGCUGGACUCUCAGGCGUUACGGCACUGUUUGGACACGGCUCUGGAGAACAGCACGCCUGGAAAGCUCAAAGUUCUGGAGGCUUUGUCUACGGAUGGUCGCUUGUUCUCCCGGGCUGUUAGCCUCUUCAACAUCCAGCCCAUGUUACGUCUAGACUACACUGCAUCUGAUGUCUCUGCUGAUCAGCUGGAAGGUCUCCAGAGCUCCCUGGAGGAGCAGGGCAUCACAUCUGCUCAAUGGGACCCUCUGCAGGGCCCGGCGACAGGUGGUCUGACCGGGGCUGAUCUUGUUGUAUGUAACUGUUCAGUAGGACCCGUGGCCAACCCUGCGGUGCUGAUCGAGAACAUGACUUCAGCUGCAAGGGAUGAUGGUUUUGUGUUGCUCCACACCCUACUGAGAGGAGAUACUCUGGGGGAGACAGUAGCCUUCCUUGCAUCUCAAAACAAACCGGAUGGCUUGUUGACUCAGACUGAAUGGGAGAAGCUUUUCCAGCAGGCCUCUUUAAAUGUGGUCAUGCUGAAGAAAUCCUACUACGGCUCGGCUCUGUUCCUCUGCCGCCGACAGACCCCUCAAAAACAACCCGUCACUAUUUCUGUGGACCCCACGGACUACAAAUGGGUGGAUACACUAAAGAGCACUUUGGCGGAGUCAUCCGAUAGCCCCGUCUGGCUGAUGGCCACUCAUGGUCAUAAUGGAGUUGUUGGGAUGGUGAACUGCCUGAGACAGGAGCCUGGAGGCAACCGCAUACGGUGUGCAUUUGUUUCUAAUCUAAGUAAGAGCGCCAAAGUCCCCUCCCUUGUUUCUACUCAUGAGGACUUUCAAGAUGUACUGCAGAGAGAUCUGACCAUGAAUGUGUUUCGUGAUGGGUUGUGGGGCAUCUUCAAGCACCAGUUGCUUUCACAAGAUCUGAGUGAGGAGUCGGUUGAGCAGGCGUAUGUGAAUGUCCUGACCCGCGGUGAUCUCUCAUCAUUGCGCUGGAUCGCUUCACCUCUGCGUCAUUUCGUUCCUUCCAACCCCUACGUGCAGCUAUGCCGCGUUUACUACUCCUCCCUCAACUUCAGAGACAUCAUGCUGGCCACCGGCAAACUUCCCCCAGACGCCAUCCCUGGAGACAUAGCCCUGCAGCAGUGCAUGCUGGGAAUGGAGUUUUCAGGGCGAGACCCCAAUGGGAAACGUGUGAUGGGUUUGCUGCCAGCUAAAGGCCUGGCCACCUGUGUGGACGCAGACAAGCGCUUCCUUUGGGAUGUUCCCAACAGCUGGACGUUGGAGCAGGCUGCCUCUGUACCGGUCGUGUAUGCCACGGCGUAUUACUCUCUGGUGCUGAGAGGACGUUUGAGGCAUGGAGAAAGUGUGUUGAUCCACUCAGGCUCUGGAGGGGUGGGGCAAGCAGCUAUUGCCAUCGCUCUUAGCAUGGGAUGCAGGGUCUUCACAACUGUUGGUUCUGGAGAAAAAAGGGCGUACCUGCAGGAGAAAUUCCCUCAGCUCACAGCAGAUUCUUUUGCUAAUUCUAGAGACGCCUCAUUUGAACAGCAUGUGUUGUUCCACACUCAAGGCAAAGGAGUUGAUUUGGUACUGAACUCACUCGCUGAAGAGAAACUGCAAGCAAGCUUGCGUUGCUUGGCCAGACAUGGUCGUUUCCUGGAGAUCGGCAAAUAUGACCUGUCCAACAAUACGCCGCUAGGUAUGGCUCUGUUCCUCAAGAACGUUUCCUUCCACGGCAUUUUGUUGGAUGCUUUGUUUGAAGAGGGGAACCGGGAAUGGGAGGAGGUAUCAGAGUUGCUAAAGGCGGGAAUUGCCAAUGGGGUGGUGCAGCCGUUACGCACCACUGUCUUCGAGAGAAACCAAGUUGAGGAUGCUUUCCGCUACAUGGCCCAGGGCAAGCACAUCGGCAAGGUCCUGCUGCAGGUCCGUUCAGAAGAGAAGAGCAGUACUGUUUCCACCACGUCUCCUCUCUCCAUCCCCGCUAUAUGCCGUACCUUCUAUCCUGCAUCUCUCUCAUACAUCAUCACUGGAGGUCUGGGUGGUUUCGGGUUGGAGCUGGCUCACUGGCUCACAGAGAGAGGCGCUCGCAAACUAGUGCUAACGUCAAGAUCCGGUAUCCGAAAUGGAUAUCAAGCCAAGCGUGUUCGGGAAUGGCAGGCAAUGGGCAUCCAGGUGCUCGUGUCCACCAGUGAUGUCAGCACACUGGAGGGGACGGAGCGGCUCAUCACCGAGGCUUGCCGUUUGGGACCAGUUGGUGGCAUCUUCCACCUCGCUAUGGUUCUUAAAGAUGGCAUGUUGGAGAAUCUCACCCCACAGCAGUUCAUUGAUGUCAAUAAACCAAAAUAUGAUGGAACCAUCUAUCUUGACCGAGUGACUAGGCAGAAAUGCCCACAGCUUCAGCAGUUCGUGGUUUUCUCCUCGGUCAGUUGUGGCCGCGGUAAUGCUGGCCAGAGCAACUACGGAUUUGCCAACUCCAGUAUGGAGCGAGUGUGUGAGCAGCGUCGUCACGACAACCUGCCGGGCCUGGCCAUACAGUGGGGUGCCAUUGGUGAUGUGGGUGUGGUCUUGGAGACCAUGGGUGGUAAUGAUGCGGUGAUUGGGGGCACGUUGCCUCAGCGAAUGACUUCCUGUUUGGAGGUGCUGGAUAGGUUCCUGUGCCAGCAGAAACCUGUAAUGUCCAGCUUUGUACUGGCAGAGAGGGUGGUGGUCGCCAAAGGAGACGGAGGUGGACAGAGGGAUCUGGUUGAAGCUGUGGCUCACAUUCUAGGUGUGCGAGAUGUGAGUAGUCUGAAUGCUGAUGCCUCAUUGGCCGAUCUAGGUCUUGACUCGUUGAUGGGCGUGGAGGUUAAACAGACACUAGAGAGGGACUACGACAUCGUCAUGGCUAUGAGGGAAAUCCGACAGCUGACCAUUAACAAACUGCGGGAGCUAUCCAGCCAAUCAGGAGGCACUGAUGAAGCCCGAGCUUCUCCUGCAAAGCGUUCAGGUGCUCAGGGUCUGCUGGAAUCAGAUCUGAGUCGGUUGCUGGUGAACCCAGAUGGCCCCACGGUUAGCCCACUGAAUGAGGUCCAGAGUGCAGAGAGACCCUUGUUUCUCAUUCACCCUAUCGAGGGCUCCAUCACCGCCUUCCGCACUCUCACCGCCAAGCUUAGCGUGCCGUGCUAUGGCCUGCAGUGCACCAAAGCCGCUCCGCUCGACAGUAUUCAGAAUCUUGCAUCAUACUACGUGGAGUGCGUGAGGCAGGUGCAGCCGGACGGGCCGUAUCGCAUUGCUGGAUACUCUUUUGGUGCAUGUGUGGCUUUUGAAAUGUGCUCUCAGCUGCAGGCAGCGAAGUGCCCUGUGGAGUACCUGUUCCUCUUUGACGGAUCUCAUUCUUACGUGGCGGCAUAUACACAGAGCUACAGGGCCAAAUUGACCCCUGGCAAAGAGUCGGAGGCUGAGACUGAAGCCCUGUGCGCCUUUAUACAACAGUUUACUGGAAUCGAGUACAACAAGCUUUUGGAGACGUUGUUACCUUUGUCAGACUUGGAGGCUCGCGUAAACAAGGCCGUGGAUCUGAUCACAUCCAGCCACAAGAAAAUCAGUCGAGAUUUGCUCCACUUCGCUGCUUCUACGUUCUACUACAAACUCAAGGCUGCUGACGGAUACGUUCCAACUUCAAAGUAUCACGGCAAUGUCAUGCUGCUAAGAGCCAAAGCCAGCAGCGAAUAUGGUGAAGGGUUGGGAUCUGACUAUAAGCUUCAUGAGGUGUGUGACGGGAAAGUUUCAGUUCAUGUGAUCGAGGGAGACCAUCGGUCCUUCCUGGAAGAAGGUGUGGAAUCGAUGUCGGGCAUCAUCCACAGCUCAUUGGCCGAACCAAGAGUGAGCGCCAGAGAGGGUUGAACAUUCUCUACUAGCAUCUACUCUUUUUCCACCCCCUAGUUACAUUAUAAAGUUUACACCCCUGUAUAUUAAAAUUAGAAAAUCUCUACAUAUUUUACCAACCCCAUGGCAAACUUUAUUCACAAUACAAUCUGUUGUUCUUUGGCACUUCUUGGGUUCUUUUUGCUUGAAUCAAAAGUUCAGUUCAAUCAGGUUAUCCUCUUUCACUCCUUCUAUAAAUAAUCUCUCGGCACUGUGAAACAUCAAAUUCCCUGAAUGAUUAAUAUCAUACAAAAAUAAACUUGCACCUCAUCUUAGUUAAGCGCCAAUAACCCUGCAUAGUGCCUAGAUGUAGUGAUUUGACCCUCUUUUGGUGACACUGUUUGUACCUGAAUGUCUGCUAAAGGUUCUGGCAGCAUCCAUACCUGAAUAUUAAUAAGCCAACCUAAUGAUGCGGACUGCCAAUGCAUGCUUUCAAAUCUACAAAAUAGCUGUUGGGAAUCUAGUUACGCACAUAGCUGAGAACGCUGUUUACCAUAGGUGAGCGGUAACUGAUGCUUUGAGAGUACUAUUGAUAUCUCACCGGUUUGCUUACGUUUACUUCGCUUAUGUAGCAUUUUUGUUGUUGUUGUUAUGAAUGAUAUUUGCUGGUUCUCUUGAUGUUGCUGUUGAACUUGAAGUUAUGCUGCGUUGAUUGUGCAAUUCAUUUGUAUUGAAAAGAGAAAAUAAUAUGUACAAAUAAGAACAUUCCGCAACAUUCCAGGAUAUAAGUAAACAAUAGGGAAGCUAGCUAAUUGACAUAUAGACUAUUUUUUGGGAAAAAAAUCUAUUAUUAAAAUAAUUUUUAAAUAUAUAAACACGAGAAUGAGCUAAAAGUCGAAAGCAAAGUCCAAUCAUAAAACUGAUGUGAAAUGCUGCCGUAUAUUUCCAGCCUGUGCAAAAAUGUUGCGUUGCAGUAUCUACAGACCUAUGGAGUAUUAACCUUGUGUUGAUUUAUUCCUCUUUUAAAUGAUAGUACAAACAUUACUUAUGGUGUUUGUCAGAUGUAUACAUUCUCCCAUAGGUUCUGUGAUUGAAAACCAAUUAAAUUCUUCAGAUCCAGCUUUAAACUGGAGCUCUUCUCUAGUAACGUUUUACUAAGUUCACGUCGUGGUCAGCUCCAGACGCUCACUUAUGUUUUGCACUUAAACGUAAUGUUUGGGAUUGAAAUUGUGGUUGUAUUUUCUUGGCAUUGUCGUGAUAAGUGACUUUCGGUCACGGCAGAACACGGCCUUCUUUUCAGAAAGCAAAUCGCUCUAUAUUUCUGAGACUUCUAUUCGAGUCAGUGACGAACAGUGUGAUUUGUGUGCUUGAGGCAAAGCUGAAAGAGCUAGACAGUUAAUUUGUCUGUUAUUGUAAUAUUAUUUUUCUUUUGGUGUAAUGUUUUCAAGUAUUUAUUGCACUAGUCCAAAUAAAACCUAUUACUAACAUACACAA